AUGCCAUCUUGGACACACCUGAUUCGUUUUAUCGCAGUGGAAGACAGUAAUGUCCACCUUGGGCAACUGGUAGAUACCACUCGCGAUAUCGGUCGGGACAGUCUAAAUGGCACUGCAAUUGCGGCUUUCCUGAUUGAGGGGACUAUUUUUGACGGGAGAGUCACUCAACAGACUAUGCACGUCAAGCAGCUGCUUUCUCCGGUCUCGAGAGAAGACUGCAACUACAUCCGAUGCUUGGGUCUAAACUACAUGGAUCAUGCAAAUGAAGCGAACAUGGCCCUCCCUAAAGCACCGAUUCUUUUCACCAAGCCGCGAACGGCCCUCAUUGGCCCCUACCCCGCCGCCAUUAACAUACCUAAAUGUGCACAGGAUGAAACCAGUGACUAUGAAGCUGAACUUUGCUUGGUCAUUGGUAAGACUGGACGUGACAUUCCGGAGGAAGAAGCGCUGGACUAUGUACUGGGAUACACCGCGUCGAACGAUGUAUCUGCCAGAACUCUUCAGAUGACCACAACACAGUGGUCUUUCUCUAAAGGCCUUGAUGGCAGCUGCCCAAUUGGGCCUGUUCUUGUAGCUCCUUCCGUGAUCAAAGACCCACAAACGCUAUCUAUCAAAGCUAUUCACAACAGUACUACAGUCCAAGACGGUCACACAAAAGACAUGAUCUUUUCUAUCAAGAAGCAAAUUGCUUAUCUAUCUCAAGGCACAACCUUGGAGGCUGGAACAAUCUUCCUGACUGGAACCCCGGCAGGUAUCGGAUAUUUCAGGGAACCUAGAGUUGUGUUGAAAGAUGGAGACGAUAUUUCCAUUGAAAUUGAAAAAAUCGGAACACUAGUCAACAAAGUGCGCUAUGAUACUCGCUGA
Messenger RNA from Penicillium macrosclerotiorum, 864 nucleotides. Its product is annotated as fumarylacetoacetate hydrolase family protein. Gene Ontology annotation, molecular function: catalytic activity. The transcript has 4 exons. Lineage: Eukaryota; Fungi; Ascomycota; Eurotiomycetes; Eurotiales; Aspergillaceae. Bases 1 to 864 code for a protein of 287 amino acids. The record is from RefSeq and is a predicted model, not a curated record.